Molecule: messenger RNA, 576 nt
Organism: Protopolystoma xenopodis
Lineage: Eukaryota; Metazoa; Platyhelminthes; Monogenea; Polystomatidea; Polystomatidae
Source: the annotation of a GenBank genome assembly
AUGCUUGCUUCCUACAGAGGUUUGGAGACGGCGUCGAAGCAGUGUAAAGUGAGUCAUAACAGUGCCGAUACAAAUACAUUAUUCAGAUUGGAAUGCCCAGAUCACACUGAACUGAUGCAAAAGACACCUGUACAGAGUUUGGAAGUUACAUUCUUGCACUUAAACGACAAUCAGGCUCAUUCUCAAACGGUGCCGGCAGUGAACGAACCCGAAGAGGUAAAAGAUGUCAUUUCAGCCACAAAUCGUCCCUUCAUCUCUGAACUGGAUCAAUCCACCGAAGCCAUCAUUCUAGCGAGUGAUGAAAGCAGCCGGUCAGAAGACAAGGCCAGCCUUGAGCCUGAUUCCUAUCCUCAAUCGAGUGAUAGUAAAUUUGACAGAGACUCAGCUAAACCUGUUCAAACUGGCGAAUUUGAUCCAACUGAAAUGUAUUCGCCUGUCAGCUCCGAGAUAGAGGUGAAAAGCAGAGAUCACAUGGCCUCAAUCCGUCCUAGAUUAGCAUAUUUGGAGAAACUUCGAGAAUGUUGGUCGGAAGCCUUGUCAUUUUCACUGAAAACGAAAGUGCAGAGACCUAUGUAA